AUGUAUCCCUUGUUGUGGCUUACUCUUUACUUUCCAUUCCGUUAGUUUCUCGUAACGAACCUGGCCUCUCAGUGCUCUCACUCUCUCUCUCGAUGAUCGGAGUAAGCCGCUUGAGCGGCGCCACAGUCGCCGCCGUUACGGAGUCUCCGCGCAUGUAUCCCUUGUUGUGGCUCGCUCGGAGCCGAUUCUACUCUGGCAGCACCUCAGCUGCUGCAGCUCAGCCUCAGGUCGACUACCUCCAAAGUGACCGAGCCGAGAGCGAGAGCCAGCGGCGCCGUGAUCGGCUGGCGUAUGCUCCGAUGGCAGACUCGGAGGGUUCGUACCUAUGUAGAGGGGUGCAGUGGGUGUUCAUAGGGAGCCCAAGCGCUAAGAAGCAUGUGUACGCCGAUCGGCUCUCGAAGCUUCUACGCGUCCCUCACAUUUCCAUGGCCAGCCUCGUCCGUCAAGAGCUCAGCCCUCAUUCUUCUCUGUACAAACAGAUUGCAAAUGCUAUCAGUCGUGGGGAACUUGUUCCAGAGGAGAUAAUGUUUGGGCUGCUGUCGAAGAGGUUGGAAGAUGGAUAUUACCGAGGUGAAAGCGGAUUUAUACUGGAUGGAUUUCCUCGUUCACCAACUCAGGCUGAUAUCCUUGACCAACUUGCUGAGAUUGAUCUGGUUGUGAAUUUCAAGUGCACAGAGGAUUGCUUCGUGAAUCACCGAGGAGGAGAUGGUAGCUGGAAGGAAAAAGUCCAAGUCUAUGCAAAGCAGAGCAAGCCACUGGAAGAUUAUUACAGGAAACAGAAAAAGCUUCUUGAGUUUCAAGUUGGCGGUGCACCUGGGGAGAGUUGGCAAGGGCUUUUGGCUGCAUUACAUCUACCGCAUUUCAAUGCUGGCUAUAUUCCAUAUGAACUCACUACAGGUUUGGAUAGGCUUUAGUUUAGUUCUAGUCAUUACAUCCAUAUUUUCACUUUGCUGUAAAUAUGAGUGAUGCAAUCGCUGACUUUAUUGUUUCUCCUUUUUCAGUUGGUUUGAGCUAAAUACAAAUUAUACAAUAUAAAACAGUUUUUAGGAUUCUGAGAUCAUAAGAAAAUUCUUAGGUUUGGAGAAUGCA
This is a messenger RNA of Juglans regia (Persian walnut), 1089 nucleotides long. Its product is annotated as probable adenylate kinase 7, mitochondrial. Gene Ontology annotation, cellular component: mitochondrion; cytoplasm. The coding region runs from base 93 to 914 and encodes 273 amino acids. Gene Ontology annotation, biological process: nucleobase-containing compound metabolic process. Gene Ontology annotation, molecular function: AMP kinase activity; ATP binding. The record is from RefSeq and is a predicted model, not a curated record. NCBI's taxonomy places the organism in Eukaryota, Viridiplantae, Streptophyta, Magnoliopsida, Fagales, Juglandaceae. The transcript has 5 exons.